AUCAACACCCUCAUCCUCCUCGCCACCUUUGGCCGAGGGAUUUUCAAAAGCGAUUAAAUGGUUGUAUUUUCAUGGCGUAGUAUUUCUUAUACUCCUAGAAUAAUAAUAAUUCUCUUUGAUUUUGCUGAUAAAAAAAAAAAAAGGAAAAAAACUUUCAAAAGCAAUUACUGAUAAUGAACUCGCAUUACAAUGGGAUUCAUGGUAGGAAAUUUUUCACCAUGAGUAUAGUGCAGAAGGUAUUCAGCAGAGAAAGGGGCUCGAAAAGGUCCAGUAUAAUGUACCCGGAGAUAACAGUACCCAGAAUGGAUUUUUUUAAAUCAAUCAACCAUUCAUCAGAAGAAGAUGAAGAAGAUGCAGGAGAAGAAGAAGAAGAAGAAGAGGAAGAAGAAGAAGAAGAAGAUGCAGAAGAAGAUGCAGAAGGAGUCGAAGAAGCAGAAGAAGCAAGGGCCGCAGAAGGUAUUAGCUGCAUAGCUUUCAGUCCAACUGGGGCAUUCUUAGUUUCUGGAUCGCACUUUUUUACUUUAUGGAAUAUGAACACUUUCGAAGGGGAAACAAUAUCCUUCCAAGCGGGGACUCAAAUACCAAUAACGCAAGUUACUGUUAUGACUGAUGAGAAGAAGAUACUGUUUUCUCUUUCAAACGGCGAGGUCUUAGUUGCACAUAUCAACGACAAUGGUGAAGUUGGAAUAACAAAAGUGGGAAGUCAUGUCAGAGCUGUCAGCGGCCUUAUCAGAGACAUUGGCAAUCCGCAUCUGGGUUAUUCAUGUGGGAAAGAUGGAUUUAUAAAAAGUUUUGAUAUCCGUAGCCCUGGUCUUACCAGUCUCCUAAAGUGUCAAAGAUUUGAAAAUAACCCAUCACUCAGCCUAAAAUUGAAUGGCAUCUUGCAGAAUCCUGACAAUCCUCAAUGCAUUACUGUCUGUGGAGAUGAUGCAUGCACCAGAGUUUACGAUCUCAGGCAGUUGAAAGAAGGUCCGAAAUGUCUUUACUUGCCACGUGAUCUUGCUAACAGAAGUACUGCUUGCAUUAAAGGCAUAGCAUAUUCAAACAAGGGGCAACUAUUGGCUUCUUACAACAACCAAAAGAUUUAUAUGUUCCAACAGGAAAUGGGAUCUUUUCCAUUAUAUAUUAGUGAAGCUCAAGUUUAUCAGGGGCACACGGAUGAUGACCAGAUAGAUAGACAUGACAUAACUUUCUUUGGUUCUAAAGAUGAGUACAUUGCCUCUGAAUCAGCAUGUGGAAGGAUUUUCUUUUGGAAUAAAAGAGAGCCCAAUAGGGUUAGUCGCAUCGGGAGUGACUUACCCCCUGUAAGGUGCAUGACAAGGCAUCCUCACCCCCAAUGUCCCAUACUCGCUACUGGUGGAGUGGAUCAACUUGUUUGUCUCUGGGCUCCUAAGCUGCUGAUAAAUUAAGCCGAAUUGAAGAUGGUGUGUAUAUCAAGGCAACCCAAUCCAUCUUCCUCUGCUGCAUACUGGUAUAUAUGGCAAUUUUGACCCUGGGGUCUUAAACAGUAUAGGAACAGUACUUUUUUUUAUUUUCUUUUUGAAAAUAGUAAAUAUGUUGAUUCAUC
This is a messenger RNA of Rubroshorea leprosula, 1567 nucleotides long. The record is from the annotation of a GenBank genome assembly. NCBI's taxonomy places the organism in Eukaryota, Viridiplantae, Streptophyta, Magnoliopsida, Malvales, Dipterocarpaceae.